Peniophora sp. CBMAI 1063 is the source of this 996-nucleotide messenger RNA. The record is from the annotation of a GenBank genome assembly. Lineage: Eukaryota; Fungi; Basidiomycota; Agaricomycetes; Russulales; Peniophoraceae.
AUGCCUUACCCUGGCGAUUUCGUCGUUCUAUCGCUCAACCCUCUACUCUCCGUGGCACAUCUCGAUGCUCAAGCACGAAAGGAGGCCGCUGCCCUGCAUUCUGCAAGGUACAUCGCCCUAGUCAAAGGCGUAGGACAGGGACUGCCUCUCAAGACGAAGCCAACGAACGAGUAUCUCAUAGUGCCUGUGCGGGACACCGGAAGGCCAGCCUCAUACCCAGACGACGCGAGGUUUUGCCUCACGCCAAAGAUCGCGUCUCAGCUCGCGCUACCAAUAUCGCCUUACAGACGAGAUGGUGAAGAGGAGAGUUGCAUGCCGAUUGUGCCCACUGCCGAUUUCAUCCGUUCUGAAUGCGAGCUUGACCUUGCUUUCGGCAGCCUUCGCGUGCGAGUGACCACUAGUAGAAGAGACUGUUCCGAUGUCCUAUCGCUACCAACAUCCGAGCUCGUCCGCUUAAGCCAUCUUCAGCAUCGUGCUCUGGAAGCUCGGGAGAGCCUGGUAUCAUCUGGCGGUAUUGCAACAGACUUCGACCCACGGCCUGUUCCCGAGAUCGUCAAUCAACAAUUCUCCCCUAUCAUCUACCCACGUGGCGAGGACUGUGAUGAUCUGGAAUCUAUCUCUGGCAUAUUCGAACACGAUUCUUCCUCUGACAUGCACGAAUCACUCGACAUGGACGAAGCGCUCAGAUUGUUCUCCGCUCUUUUGAAGCAUAGUGGUUCGAAGAACGUUCCAGUCGUGGACGUUCAGUACGACUUAUCGUCCGUGAAACAUAUCCCUGACCCCAGCGACUUCAUGCGCGAGCGAUGGGAGUUAUAUCAAAUCGUGGAACGCGCAACGCUCAGGAUGUUGUCUGGUUCAUCGGAUAGCUCGAGCGAGGAGUCAGAGGGAGCGAUGCCGAACGAAAGGCUUUACAGACCUCAUCAUCAUCACGCCGACGCCAGCAGACCUGGGCUAUAUCAAGUUCGACAGCCAGCGGAAUCACCGUAUGUCGCUCCU